Debaryomyces tyrocola is the source of this 198-nucleotide messenger RNA. The record is from the annotation of a GenBank genome assembly. NCBI's taxonomy places the organism in Eukaryota, Fungi, Ascomycota, Pichiomycetes, Serinales, Debaryomycetaceae.
AUGAAUACUACAGAACAAUUUGAAGGAUUUGCAGUUACAAACUUAGAUGCCUGUACUGAAGUUACCAAGGUGAAAUUCAACCCAAGACCCUUUGGCGAAAUUGACAUUGAUGUCAAAAUCCAUGCCUGUGGAAUUUGUGGACUGGUCUGUCAUACAAUUAGUGGCGGUUGGGGUAAAGUUAAGCUUCCGCGAUUGUAG